This is a messenger RNA of Knipowitschia caucasica, 351 nucleotides long. NCBI's taxonomy places the organism in Eukaryota, Metazoa, Chordata, Actinopteri, Gobiiformes, Gobiidae. The record is from the annotation of a GenBank genome assembly.
AUGGAUGGAAGCACUGGCUCUCGACCAAAACGCGUCCCAUUUGCAUUCCUCGGAGCAUGCUGUCCAAUUUUAUCUGCUCUCGCUUGGUCUGAGGCCCCUGAAGCCACAAAGGGCCCGCUGUCCCCCCCACCCCUCAGCCGGGCCCCUGAGCUGCAGGCCUCACAUGGACCUCAUUACGGAGCGUGCACCUGCACUCAACAGGUGUCUGAACAGAUGCCAGCACCAGAAACGAAGAACACCCUGAACCUGAGAGGCUUCGGUCGGAUCAAAGAUGGUGUGUGCAGACAGAUGCAGUGCUCUCAGCGGGGUGGAGGGCGCGAUCUCUGCCCUGUGGGUCCUCUCCACAUCUGA